Messenger RNA from Parathielavia appendiculata, 2163 nucleotides. RefSeq lists its product as uncharacterized. The record is from RefSeq and is a predicted model, not a curated record. The coding region runs from base 1 to 2163 and encodes 720 amino acids. The transcript has 3 exons. NCBI's taxonomy places the organism in Eukaryota, Fungi, Ascomycota, Sordariomycetes, Sordariales, Chaetomiaceae.
AUGGCGCUCGACAUCUCUGACAGCGGCAUGUUGCUCGGGAGCUCGGCCAACGCCACGGCCGAGCUCCCAUCGCAGGCAUUCGCCAUCUCUCUGAGUGGCAGCGUGAUUGAGGACAUGAUUGCUUGUGUGCAGAAUGGCGGGGAUAUCCAAUUGGCGUUGGGCAGCAAUCCCAAAUUCUUGUUCGACGACCACGAGAUACGGAUACCCAAAACCUCCGACCCAUCUGGUUACGAUCUCUUUUUGGUGGAUUCAGGGGAUCCCUCCAGGGCCACCAGAUUGCCGAAUCCGACCAUGUCUAUUCUCAAAGCCCUCAAGCGCGAGCCCAAAGCAAAGGCCUUGAAGGCACCCAGGCUCCCAGGAAAGGGAGAACCAAUGGCCAAGAAAGCUCCCGCUCGGCAGCCGGCGAAGUCCUUAACCACGACAUCCAAUACCGCCAAAGGUAUGGGCUCCCAAGACGGGCCCGAGGAUGCUGCGCUGCGGUUGGAGCGUUCGCUUGCCAGUCUGGAAGCUGACAAGCGGGGAAACUCUGCUGUGAUUGUCGGCGGCCUGCCCAGCUCCAAGGGGGCGAAACUCAAAGCAAGUAGCAGAUUUCUCGGCGCUGCUUCGCCUCGGUCCUUACCACCAAGUCCGGCAUUGAGCGGAAUUGGCUCUCCUUCGCUUCCUCCUUCCAGCAACACGACACAAGACAGACUGAAACGGCUUCGAUUCCCCAUCAUGCACGAGCUGGCGGUUCAGUCACUAUCCCGCGAGGAUCUCUUAGCGAGGUGGGAUGAAGGCACCGAGGACGAAUUCACCACGGCACUCAGCAAGGUUGCCGACCUUGACAAGGAUUCGCAGAAAUGGGUGUUAAAGAGGAAUAGCUGGAAGGAACUGGACGUCUUCGAGUACAGCUAUGCCAAUGAGGAAGACCGCCGGACGGCCAUCAACAAUGCCAUUAAAAUCUACGAUCGCAUGCGGAUAAGCGCUUCCGAUCCCCUUUGGCAAAAGCUCCUCCCGAAAUCGGAGCGCGGGAAGGGCAUAUGCCUGAGCAGGCUGCAAGCGACCAUUGCCAAGGGACCCGCCGGCCCAACACCCAGACAGAAAACUGAUGGUGCGAGCGCCAGCGGCGGUGACUCGGAAAGGGAAUGCAAAGGUGGCGAAGCGAUGUCUAGAUCUAGUUCUCAGACAUCGACCGGGAGGAAGAAGUUGUCGGCAUCAGAAGCCCAGGCGAAACGGCUGUUGUCGAAUUCGAAGAGAAAGGCGACGGCGGCGACAACGGCCAAGCCGCCAUCGAAGGCUCCUACCGCCAAACCAGCCACAAAAGGAGCACCCCCAAAGGCGGCCCGGGUCAAGUCCAAGGAGUUCGUUUCGGAUUCAAGCUCCAGCGAUGAUGAGGAGCCUCUUUCGACGUCGAUUGGGAAGCCUAAAGCCUCUGGUGCUCAAGCCAAACCCGCGCAACGGGCAGCUGAGAAGCAAAGGGCAGUGGAGAAGACGAACGAGGCGCCCGCUGCGAAGGCAAAACCCUCUGCGGCUGCCAAGGCGCAACCACGGGAGCAGAAGAGCGCAAAGGAACAGGACACCAUUCGCGCCCAGGUUAUCGCGAAGCCAAUCAGGCCCCCGACGAAGCGUCCACGGGACGCUGACGACGACGAUAGCUCUAGUUCCGGCACACCGCUCAGUAAACGCAUGAAGCCUGCCGGAAAACCACUGCCAGCACCAGUUAACUCAGCAAAAGCACGCACCGCUUCAGAUGCCAGCCAGAACAGCCGCGGGACCAGCCAGGGCGUGCCUGCACCCAAACCCAAGAACAGAUCGCCGGUCAAAUCAUCCCCUUUGGCUUCGUCUCCGCCGACGAACGCAUCGGAUAUGGAGCGGGAUCGCGACACCGCCAUCCGUAGCAGUAGCAGCAGCACCACUGACAGCAGUGCUGCCAGCGUCGUCACAGCCAAGAAGCGGCCGCCGGGCGAUUCGUCGUCCGGAAACAAGGCGAAGCGACACCGGCUUUCUCAAGAGACCAUCGAGAUGGCACUUCGGUUCAAGCAAUCCUAUGCACGAUACUAUCAGCUUCACCUGGAUCUUUCGACCCACGACAACCCGGAUCCCGGCAAAGUGGCGGACUUGAACGACAUGUACGAUCGAUUGAGCCGAAUGAAGACAGAAAUUUAUGCCGCUGUCGAGGCCUAA